CGUACUAUAUAAACUCGCUUCUCCCUCCAGAAGACAUCACUCAGUCGAUCACCUCUGUAGAUCCUGGUCCAUCCCAGCGAUAUACACCACCAACGAUGAAGGCCUUUGUAGUGUGUGCUCUUCUCAGCCUCGCAGCUGCUGACCAACGCCCUCCUUCCAAUGGGUAUGGAGUCCCUCCAGCUCCUCCAAGCAACGGCUAUGGAGCUCCUCCAAGCAAUUCCUAUGGCCCACCUCGGAAUUCCUACGGAGUAGAUCCUCUUGCUGAAUUGGCCCAGAACAUUCCUGGAGGCGGAGUUCCUGGAGAAGACUACCCUAUUUUGGCCUCCGUCCCCGACACGUUUCUCCUGCGAUGCUCAGAAUACUUCUACUCAGUCAACGAGCAGAUUGGCGUCGUUGCCUACGACCCUUAUGGCAGAAGUCACAACGGUAACGGUAAUGGCAACGGUAACAAUGGUUAUGGUUCAAAUGGCAACGGAAAUGGAAGAAAAAACAAGAAUGGUAAGAACAAUGGAAAUGGCAAAAAGAAUGGAAACCAGAAUGGUAACGGUUAUGGUUCCAAUGGCAAUGGCGCACCUGCCCUUCCUAGCAAUGGAUAUGGAGCCCCAGCUGCUCCUAUGAAUGACUACGGACCACCAGCUGCUCCUAUGAAUGGAUAUUGA
Messenger RNA from Macrobrachium nipponense, 659 nucleotides. Its product is annotated as pro-resilin-like. Bases 96 to 659 code for a protein of 187 amino acids. NCBI's taxonomy places the organism in Eukaryota, Metazoa, Arthropoda, Malacostraca, Decapoda, Palaemonidae. The record is from RefSeq and is a predicted model, not a curated record. The transcript is spliced from 3 exons.